Messenger RNA from Brassica rapa (field mustard), 3660 nucleotides. RefSeq names its product DNA damage-binding protein 1b. The record is from RefSeq and is a predicted model, not a curated record. NCBI's taxonomy places the organism in Eukaryota, Viridiplantae, Streptophyta, Magnoliopsida, Brassicales, Brassicaceae. Gene Ontology annotation, cellular component: nucleus. Gene Ontology annotation, molecular function: nucleic acid binding; protein binding.
UCUUGCAUUGCAUCGUCUCUUCUCUCUCUCGCUUUCUUCCUCGACGCUCCUCUAUAAUAAUAAUAACAGAGGCGGGAAGUGUUUAUUUCCGCGUGCGUCGCGUAGAAAGCGAAACCCUAGUUUCCGAAACGAACGAACGAAGAAGAAGAUGAGCGUAUGGAACUACGUCGUCACGGCUCAGAAACCCACCUCUGUCACUCACUCUUGCGUCGGAAACUUCACCAGUCCCCAGGAGCUGAAUCUCAUCGUCGCGAAAUGCACUCGAAUCGAGAUCCAUCUGCUUACUCCACAGGGACUUCAGGCUAUACUGGAUGUUCCUCUAUAUGGGAGAAUUGCUACUUUGGAAUUGUUCCGUCCCCAUGGUGAAACACAAGAUUUUUUGUUCAUUGCAACUGAGGGAUAUAAAUUCUGUGUUCUUCAAUGGGAUUCUGAUUCCUCCGAGCUUAUUACAAGGGCAAUGGGGGAUGUCUCUGAUCGUAUAGGCAGACAGACCGACAAUGGCCAAAUUGGUAUAAUUGAUCCCGAUUGCAGAUUCAUUGGUCUCCAUCUGUAUGACGGCUUGUUUAAGGUGGUUCCAUUUGACAAUAAAGGACAGCUCAAGGAAGCGUAUAACAUAAGGUUGGAGGAGUUGCAGGUCCUGGAUAUCAAGUUUCUGUACGGAUGCGCAAAGCCAACAAUCGCAGUACUUUAUCAGGACAACAAAGAUGCUCGUCAUGUAAAAACAUAUGAAGUUUCUCAGAAGGAGAAAGACUUUGUCGAAGGACCAUGGUCACAGAACAAUCUUGACAAUGGCGCUGACCUAUUGAUCCCUGUCCCUUCACCUCUGUGCGGGGUCCUUAUUAUUGGAGAAGAAACAAUUGUGUAUUGUAGUGCCAAUGCACUCAAAGCUAUACCAAUAAGAUCUUCCAUCACAAAGGCAUAUGGAAGAGUUGAUGUUGAUGGCUCUAGGUAUCUUCUUGGUGAUCACGCCGGACUGAUCCACCUCCUUGUUAUAACCCACGAGAAAGAAAAGGUCACUGGCCUCAAAAUUGAGCUUUUGGGUGAAACAUCGAUUGCAUCUACCAUCUCCUAUCUUGACAAUGCUGUCGUCUUUAUCGGUUCAAGCUAUGGAGAUUCACAGCUUAUAAAGUUAAACAUGCAGCCGGAUGCAAACGGUUCAUAUGUAGAAAUUAUAGAACAGUAUGUCAACUUGGGGCCUAUUGUCGACUUUUGUGUAGUUGACCUUGAGAGACAGGGGCAAGGUCAGGUUGUAACUUGCUCUGGAGCAUACAAGGAUGGUUCUCUUCGCAUAGUUCGUAAUGGGAUAGGAAUAAAUGAACAGGCGUCCGUGGAACUUCCAGGUAUCAAAGGAAUGUGGUCGCUGAAAUCUUCAAUUGAUGAAGCCUUUGAUACGUUCCUUGUAGUUAGUUUUAUCAGUGAAACUCGUAUCUUAGCCAUGAACAUAGAGGAUGAACUGGAAGACACAGAGAUUGAGGGUUUCUUGUCUCAAGUCCAGACUUUAUUUUGUCAUGAUGCUGUCUACAACCAACUUGUACAGAUAACUUCAAAUUCUGUGAGGCUAGUCAGUUCUACAACUAGACAAUUGCGGAAUAAAUGGGAUGCCCCAGCUGGAUUCACUGUUAAUGUUGCAACCGCAAACGCUAGCCAGGUUCUUUUGGCGACUGGAGGUGGGCAUUUGGUCUAUAUAGAAAUUGGAGAUGGGACAUUGACGGAAGUCAAACAUGCCCAGUUGGAGUACGAGGUGUCUUGUCUUGAUAUAAACCCCACUGGGGACAAUCCUAAUUACAGUCAGCUAGCUGCGGUGGGGAUGUGGACAGAUAUAAGUGUAAGGAUUUUUGUGCUGCCGGACUUGACUCUUAUCACUAAGGAGCAACUAGGAGGAGAGAUAAUUCCCCGAUCUGUUCUUCUUUGUGCAUUCGAAGGGAUAUCUUACUUGCUGUGUGCUCUUGGAGAUGGUCAUCUAUUAAACUUCCAGUUGGAUACACGUACUGGGGAGUUGAGAGAUCGGAAAAAAGUAUCGCUUGGAACUCAGCCUAUAACUCUGCGUACUUUUUCAUCUAAAAGUGCAACGCAUGUAUUUGCUGCAUCAGAUAGACCGUCUGUUAUAUAUAGCAACAACAAGAAGCUGAUAUACAGCAACGUGAAUCUGAAAGAAGUUAGUCACAUGUGCCCCUUCAACUCUGGUGCUUUUCCAGACAGCUUAGCGAUUGCUAGAGAAGGGGAACUUACUAUUGGUACCAUCGAUGAGAUUCAGAAGCUUCACAUACGCACUAUUCCCAUUGGAGAGCACGCUCGCCGUAUCUGCCAUCAGGAACAAACGCGAACAUUUGCUAUCUGCAGUUUGAGAAACCAACCGAGUGGAGAAGAAUCUGAGAUGCAUUUUGUCCGUCUGUUGGAUGACCGAGAUUUCGAAUUCUUGGCAACUUACCCUUUGGAUGCCUUUGAAUACGGUUGCUCCAUACUGAGCUGCUCUUUUACCGACGACAAAAACGUUUACUAUUGUGUCGGUACUUCAUAUGUUUUGCCUGAGGAAAAUGAACCAACCAAGGGAAGGAUACUUGUGUUUGUAGUUGAAGAAGGAAAGCUGCAGCUGGUAGCAGAGAAGGAAACUAAAGGAUCUGUUUAUUCUCUUAAUGCCUUCAAUGGAAAACUUCUAGCUGCUAUUAAUCAGAAAAUUCAGUUGUAUAAAUGGACGUUGCGGGAUGAUGGAACUCGGGAGCUCCAGUCUGAAUGUGGACACCACGGUCACAUACUAGCUCUUUACGUUCAGACCCGUGGAGACUUCAUCGUCGUUGGUGACCUCAUGAAAUCAAUCUCCCUAUUGAUCUACAAGCACGAGGAAGGUGCGAUAGAGGAGAUAGCUCGAGACUACAAUGCAAGCUGGAUGACGGCAGUUGGGAUACUGGAUGAUGACACCUACCUUGGUGCUGACAAUUGCUACAACCUAUUCACAGUAAAGAGGCACAGUGAAGCUGCUACAGAUGAAGAACGAUGCCGUAUGGAAGUGGUCGGUGAGUAUCACAUUGGGGAAUUUGUGAACAGAUUCCGCCAUGGAUCUCUGGUCAUGAGGCUGCCUGAUUCAGAAACUAGUCAGAUACCGACUAUGAUCUUUGGCACUGUCAACGGUGUGAUCGGAGUGAUGGCUUCGCUACCGCAAGAACAGUAUGCGUUUCUGGAGAAACUGCAGACGAGUAUGAGGAAAGUGAUUAAAGGAGUUGGCGGGUUGAGCCAUGAGCAGUGGAGAUCGUUCAAGAACGAGAAAAGAAGUGCAGAUGCGAGGAGUUUCUUGGAUGGGGAUUUGAUAGAAUCGUUCAUGGAUAUGAGCAGGAGGAAGAUGGAGGAGAUAUCUAAAGAAAUGGAUGUUCAAGUGGAAGAGUUGUGUAAGAGAGUUGAGGAACUCACUAGGCUUCACUGAGCAGAUCCAUAGCUUUUCUCUGUACUCUGUCCUCCUUGGUUUGUUUUUCAACUUUUUUUUUUUUUGGGGGGGGGGGUCUAAAGAGUUAUUCUCUGUGAAAACGUGAGAGUAGUUUCACAGAAGAAAGGCGAGAGUGCCGUUUUUGUUUUGGUUAUAGAAGACUUACAACUUGGUCUAUCCGAAUUGAAUUCAACCGGGAAAAUUUAUAUUCGUAUUUAACCGAUCUACACCAAAAAGUUUGAUCA